Molecule: messenger RNA, 1373 nt
Organism: Toxorhynchites rutilus septentrionalis
Lineage: Eukaryota; Metazoa; Arthropoda; Insecta; Diptera; Culicidae
Product: serine protease grass-like
Exons: 4
Coding region: 100-1221 (373 amino acids)
Biological process (GO): proteolysis
Molecular function (GO): serine-type endopeptidase activity
Source: RefSeq, a predicted model, not a curated record
GAAUUAUACAGCAGAGAGUCUACCGAGUGGCCUUAGAACGAAGAUAAGCAGUCAACUUGUUACACCCAUCUCAAUCAGUAUCGAGAAAACCGGAUUGCAAUGAAUCCUACAAUAAUGGCUAACCAUUCCGUUCUUAUUUUUAUUUUCAUGUACAUAUCUACGUAUGUCCACGGUGAAGAAAACAUUCCGUGUGUUACUCCGAGUGGAGCACCAGGCCAGUGUGUUCCCCUCAAAAUGUGUUCUAAUAUCUUCACCCUGACGGUACUUUCUAAGAACAUUUCGACGAAAACGGCAAAUUACAUGAAAAGCGCAGAAUGCAAUCUUCAGCGAGCGACGGUGGAAAAGGGAAUCUGCUGCCAACCGGAACGUAUUUUCGAGUUACCUGAAAGAUGCGGUCUCGCUGUGCACGGUAAACUUGCACACGGCAACGCAACAAAAGUGUUCGAAUUCCCUUGGAUGGCUCUACUAAUGUAUCGGGAUUUCUCGACGGAUGAAUUAGUGGGCAACUGCGGUGGCACCCUAAUCAGUGAUCGUUACGUUUUGACGGCAGCCCACUGUUUGUUUGCCGGGAGACUUUUGAAGCUAGAGUACGUACGACUUGGAGAACACACCAUAAGUAAAGAGAUCGAUUGCAACAACUAUACCGAUUCGAGUGGCGUCACCGAACUUGAUUGUGCUGAGCCGGUAGAAAAUAUUCUCAUAGAUUCAUACAUUAUUCAUCCACAAUAUCGCAGAACGUUCGAUGGCGAUGACGUUGGAUUAAUUCGUCUAGAUCGUAAAGUUAUAUUCAAAGAUCACAUUCAGCCUAUUUGUCUCCCGAUAUCCUCUCAUCUGAAGGACGUUCUCCUACCGGAAUACUUGGUUGCGGGUUGGGGUCUGACCGAGAACCAAGAUAAAUCUGACGUCCUUCUGAAGGCCAAAUUGCCCCGAGUGGAACUUCAAGACUGUCGAAAUAAAGUUGAUAGCGCCCUGAAGAAGCGGCAAAAAAUUACAAUAAGUGAGAAACAAGUCUGUGCGGGCGGUGUCAAUUUGGUCGAUAGCUGUCAGGGUGACUCUGGUGGGCCCCUAAUGUGGCCGACAGAAUAUCGGAACCAAACCCGCUUCAUUCAGUUUGGUGUGGUUUCGUAUGGUAUCGAAUUUUGUGGAGUGAUCGAUUUUCCAGGUGUUUAUGUCCGGAUUGGUAGCUACGUUGGUUGGAUUGUGGCCAACAUGAAGGCUUGAUGUGUUUGCAUAGUUUGUUUACACAAUUAAUAUUAUGUAAGCUUUCACUAUUAUGAGUUUGUUUAAAUAAUAAAAUAAACUUGUAUGUUUUUUUUUGCGCUGAAUAAUACUAAUAGCAACUCCAAAAAGCUAUGAGAACAGCGAUCAGAUCA